AUCCACUUUGGACCAAAAUUUAACCUCAGCUUCAAGAAAAGCAUAGCCCACCCCCACCCCACCUCCCUCAAGUUUCUCAAAGAGAUAAAAACCAAAUCGCUUUCUCUCUAGCCUAUAUCACGAGCUCUCUCAAACUGCAUACACCAACACAGCAUCAAAUAAGAUUUAGUUCACAAACACUACACUCCUCUCUCCGGCGCCUCUUCUAGAAAUCUAGAUAUUCCUCUCUCCAAAAAUGUUUCUUCUCCAUCCCAUCAAAACAGAUGAAUGGCAGUCCCAUCCAUUCCUCUUUGUCUUAAUAUCAAUACCCGCCCAUGAAACUUAAACCUAUGCAAGUGCCUUAACCACUCACAAAACCCAACUCAAUAGCCCUUUUCUUUGCUGAAGUACUUCCGCAGCUUCUCCUAAUUCGCUGAAGAUGAGAGCAGGAGGAGGCUGCACAGUCCAACAUGCCCUGACAGCCGAAGCAGCAACCGUAAUAAAGCAGGCUGUAACCCUAGCAAAGCGUCGCGGCCACUCUCAAGUCACACCUCUCCAUGUGGCCAACACCAUGCUCACUUCGUCCACUGGCCUUCUGAGAACAGCUUGUCUUCAAUCUCACUCCCACCCUCUGCAGUGUAAGGCUCUAGAGCUCUGCUUCAACGUUGCGCUCAACCGCCUCCCGGCUGCCGCUCCGAGCCACGUCCUGGGGACUCACUUACAAAACCCGUCCAUCUCCAACGCCCUCGUCGCUGCCUUCAAGCGGGCCCAGGCACACCAACGACGCGGCUCGAUUGAGAACCAGCAGCAGCCUAUCCUGGCAGUGAAAAUUGAGCUCGAGCAGCUCAUCAUCUCUAUCCUAGAUGACCCCAGUGUGAGUAGAGUCAUGAAAGAAGCAGGUUUCUCCAGCGCUCAAGUGAAGAGCAACGUCGAGCAAGCUGUUUCCUCCUCGAUCAUUUGCUCAAAAAACCAGACAGUGACUAAGGACAACUCAAAGGGUAGUAAUAACAACAAUCCGACACUCAUUUCUCAUCAGUCUCCUUUGAGUUCCUUCGAUGAAACCGGAUUAGUAUUGGGGAACACUAAUGCAUCGGAUCCAGUUAGAGAUGAGGAUGUCGCGUAUGUAUUGGAAAACAUGGCGAACAAGAGGAGGAAAAGCAUAGUUGUCGUUGGAGAGUGUCUUGCUAGUGUUGAGGGAGUGGUUAGAGCAGUAAUGGACAAGUUAAACAAGGGACAAGAUGAUGUUCCUCAAACAAUAAGAAGCUUAACGAUUCUCAACCUUUCGAUAAGCUCCUUUGAGAACUUGCAUAGGGAAGAGGUAGAUGGGAGAGUCGAAGAUCUCAAGAAGCUUGUGAAGAGUUACAUGAGCAAUGAUGAUGGUGGGGUGGUUCUAUAUUUGGGAGAUCUCAAGUGGACUGCUGAGUAUAGAGCUAGGAAAUUUAAGGGACAUCAAUUAGAGAGGAACAACAAUUACUAUUGUGCUAUUGAACAUGUGGUUGGGGAGAUAGCAAAAAUGGUGUCAGGAGUUGGUGGAAAUGGAAGGCUUUGGCUCAUGGGAUUUGCCACAUUCCAAAGCUAUAUGAAGUGUAAAACCGGCUAUCCAUCCAUAGAGACUCUGUGGUGCCUCCAUCCUCUCACAAUUCCAGCAGGCAGUUUGAGCUUGAGUCUCAUCACUGACAGUGGACCAGAGAUAGAUUGCCUGAGCAAAAAAGCUGAAAAUAGGGGGCCAGCUAGCCCUUUCGAGAUUAUCGAAUCACGAUCGUUGAACCCUUCAUCCCUUCCGCCAUGGCUUCAAAAUUGCAAGGACGAGUAUAGAAGACAUUGCAAUAACAACGAUGAGGAGUACGCAUGCCAAAAAAGGAACAACUUCGGGAAAAACCCCAUGUUCUCUUCUCUGCCUACAUCUCCCUCCGCUUCAAGCUAUUCCCACGAAUACCAAAGCCCUAAUUUUCACCAUUUCGUUUAUCAUGAGUGGCCACCCACGAAACUACAUUCCUGGCGAGACCACAAGUUUUGGAAUCCACCAUCAGAAUCGGUCAAUUUUGUCAUUGAGCUUUCCUCGCGCUCCAACUCAGCAUCUUCAAGUGAAAUCAUGGAGGUAGAGUACGUGCCGAGGUUCAAGGAACUCAACUCCGAGAACCUUAAAAACCUCUGCACCGAGUUGGAGAAGAAAGUCCCAUGGCAAAAGGCCAUAAUCCCUGAAAUUGCAACCACAAUCUUGCGUUGCCGGUCAGGCAUGUCGAGAAGAAAAUUAGGGUCUAAGUGCCAAAAUGGUGCGUCUAAGCAAGACACUUGGUUUCUCUUCCAAGGCGCGGACGCCGAAGCCAAAGAGAAGGUGGCGAGAGAGCUGGCUCGGCUCGUCUUUAGCUCGUACGCCAGCUUCUCAUCCAUUACUCUAAGUAGCUUCUCAUCAUCUACCAGAGCACUUUCCCCAGAAAACAACGGAAACAAAAGACCGAGGGACGAGCAAAGCUCUAGUUACAUCGAGAGAUUCGCCGAAGAACUGUCGAAGAACCCACACCGGGUGUUCUUUGUCGAAGAUGCUGAAGAAGCUGACUAUAUUGCUCAAAUGGGUUUCAAGAGAGCAAUGCAAAGAGGAAGGACAAGCAGCUCGGCCGGCGACGAGGUUGAGCUGAGCGACGCCAUCGUUAUCUUGAGCUGUGAGCGCUGUAGCUCUUCUUCUCCUACUAAUAUCAUGCUGAAAUCUUCGCACGAGACAAGCUCUUGCUUGUCGCUUGACUUGAACACGUUGGUCGAAGAAGACAAUGCGGAAGAUGACGAUGGUGAUCAGUCAACCGAUGAUGUAGGACUUUUGGAAUGGGUUGACGGGUGGGUUGCUUUCAACGUUCAGCAACCGUAGGAGAAUCUUUUUCAUGAAAUUUUUUGUUCUUAUAUUUGGGGUAUACAUUUCAAAGGUGAAGCGAUUGACUCUUGACUGACCUACGAAGCAUUUGUAGGAGAAGACGAGGCUAGACGAGCUAGCUACAGUAAAUUUGGGUGCCCGUCAUUGUAAAUUCCAAGUUAGAUUCUAUAUUAAAGACAGGCUGAUGGUUG
This is a messenger RNA of Syzygium oleosum, 3033 nucleotides long. RefSeq names its product protein SMAX1-LIKE 3. The transcript is spliced from 3 exons. Bases 419 to 2839 code for a protein of 806 amino acids. The record is from RefSeq and is a predicted model, not a curated record. NCBI's taxonomy places the organism in Eukaryota, Viridiplantae, Streptophyta, Magnoliopsida, Myrtales, Myrtaceae.